Moneuplotes crassus is the source of this 2503-nucleotide messenger RNA. NCBI's taxonomy places the organism in Eukaryota, Ciliophora, Spirotrichea, Euplotida, Euplotidae. The record is from the annotation of a GenBank genome assembly.
CCAAUAUGAAAACUGGCGCAAACUCUUCAGGAAUAAAGACAGUAGAAGACUUUAAAGUUAUAUCCGAACUAAACACAGGUUGCUUUGGAAAGGUAUCAAAAAUAGAAGAAAUCGAGACGGGAGAGAUCCUUGUAUGGAAAGAAAUAAAUUACAAAAAUAUUGAUCAAAAGCAAAGGAAGUUAAUAGUCACCGAAGUCAACAUCAUGCGGUCGCUCGACGAUGACAAUAUUGUGAAGUAUAAGUAUAGAAUUAAUGAGAGAACUGAGGAGAAGCUCUAUAUUGUGAUGGAGUUCUGUGAAAAAGGCGACCUCAAGCAGUUUAUUGAUAAGAGAAAGAAAUCAAAAGAACCUAUUAGUGAAGAAUUCAUCUGGAAUUUACUUACUCAAAUGCUCCUCGCUCUUGAUGCUUGCCAUAGCAAUAAAGAAAGAGUAAUCAUUCAUAGAGACAUCAAACCAGGAAAUAUCUUUAUUGAUAGAUUCGGCCAAUUCAAACUAGGUGAUUUCGGGCUUAGUAAAGAACUUUCAGAAAGUUCUGUAUGUGCAAAGACCAACCUUGGAACACCAUAUUAUAUGUCUCCAGAGCAAGUGAAAGGGAGCGAGUAUGACCAAAAGUGAGAUAUAUGGUCACUUGGAUGCAUUAUUCACGAAAUGGCAAGCUUAGAAGUCCCUUUCAAGGCUGAAAAUUACCUUAGACUGGCUGAAGUCAUUUCCAAGGGUAUAAAAUCACCUAUUCCAGACAGAUACUCAGAAGACCUUCAAAAAUUCAUUGACAUCCUAAUGCAUAAAGACCCUAGGCACAGACCAAGUGCUGACAAAUUACUCUAUCAUCCAAGAAUUUCUGAGUGUCUUACCAAUAUCAACCUCAAAAAGCGCAUUAACCUCAAAAUAGAAAAGGAGGAAUUUAUCAAAAGACAAAAAGAGGUCUUCCUAAAAGAGCAAAAAUUAAGACACAAAGAAAGAGAACUUGAACGCCUCAACUCCAAAUACCUCAAAAGAGUCAAGGAGCUGAAGGAGCUUGAAAAGAAUUUAGAAAGAAGGCAUUCAAAAAUGAAAAAUUUAGCAACAAAUCCCGACUUCUCCCGAAAUAUGAAGGGAAAUGACCUCCGAAAACUCAACAAAACUGUUGAUCAGGCCCAAGAUAUGUCCGUGAUCAAUGGGUCUCAAGAGAGACAUAUUGAUACCUCUCUCAAGGUAGAGAGGAUGAGUUACGACCUGAAGGAAGUUGACUAUAACAUAGAGAAUAUCAAUACUUCCAAUAGAAAUCUUCUGUCCUCAACAUCCUCUUAUUCAGCGAAUAAUUAUAAGAACUUGAGCAGUCAUGAAUCUAAGAAUUUAAGCAGUUCAAACAAUUUUGAUGAUUCUCAGAAGGAUAUCAACAGUAGUCUGACUAAAAGACCUGGACAAAUCAGAUGUGAACUCUAUGGGAAAAAUGUCAAAAUCAAUCUUUGUAAUGAUGACAAUAGUAAUGGCAGCACAGAAAAUUAUAAGGCCAUAGGAAGUAACUGUUUGAAUAAUGACAGCAGAGAUAAAAUACACUCCUUAAUGACCAGAGAUACUGCAACUAUUGUCGCCAAGAAAGUUAAGAAUGCUCUUGAAAACCACAUGGCUACAAAAGAGAGAUCCUUCGAGACUAACACUCUAAAUACUACCAGAGGACUUCCUCCAAGUGGUCAGAAGCAGAUUCAAAGAACUUCUUUAGAGGUUGCUAAGCAAACAGAAAGUAAUAGUGGAAGCAACCCAGAAGGAGGCAUCAAUCUCUCUAGGAACUAUUCUACUAAUUUCCUUCAAAAUGCUAACAAUGAUGAAGGCAGUAGGAAUAGACUAGGAAAUCGGAAGAGUAUCCCUGUCUCUUUCAGGACAAAUAGUGUCGAAAAUCUUCAUGCUGCUCAAAAUAUCCAAUGAGGGAAUCAGACAAUUCAGCGGAAUUUGAUUCCAAGCCAUCUUUCCAAUAUGAAAGUGGCAAGCAACCUGAAGUUAAAGAAGACCAACAGUACAAGCAUUGCUAAGCCUCCAAUGCGGACAAACUUUGUGAAGACUGGGGUAGAUCAAAACAUUCUCAAAAACUUCAAGAAGUUCUCUGCUGGAUCUAAGAACUCUUUAACCAGGAAAAACUUCAAGACAUCAUCUAGCACCACAGAUUUGAAAAUUAAUGGAACAAGUGCUAGCUCUCGUGAUGGGUUCCUUGCUACAGGGAGGUACCCUUUUACUAAUGUAAAAUCGAUCGCAACACCAAAAGAAAUGAUGGUAAAUACUUUUGAACUCAAGAACACUUCUACCACCAGGAGGCCUAGUAUUGAAAGCCGUCAGAAGAUUCCAUACCGGAACGAAAAGGAGCUCUUCCACAAAAAUGGAAGUGUGACUAACAGGACCACCAACAGACCAUUCGGAGAAGACGAUUCCUUGAUGAUUGACAGGAACAUGCACAAUCCUUCCCUGAACUCCUUUAUGAAGCGGAAGCAAUCAAAGAACCAUUAAUUUAUAAAUUAUCAUAAUUUUUGUGGUUA